Juglans regia (Persian walnut) is the source of this 1886-nucleotide messenger RNA. RefSeq names its product abscisic acid 8'-hydroxylase 4-like. The record is from RefSeq and is a predicted model, not a curated record. Gene Ontology annotation, molecular function: heme binding; iron ion binding; (+)-abscisic acid 8'-hydroxylase activity. Gene Ontology annotation, biological process: sterol metabolic process. Bases 188 to 1642 code for a protein of 484 amino acids. Lineage: Eukaryota; Viridiplantae; Streptophyta; Magnoliopsida; Fagales; Juglandaceae. The transcript is spliced from 9 exons.
UCUUCCCUAGCUACCACUUCAUCACAUUAUAUAAACCCCAAGGCACCUCCCAUCACUUCUCAUGAGUGGUUUGAUACCAGCAGCAUAAUACACCAUAUACAUGCACUUCUUUCACUCUGAAAAAAGAACACCACUACAGCAAUAGGCUAGAAUUCAGAGAGAGAUCAGAGAGAGGCGCUACGUUCGAAUGGACACUACUAUUUCAAUUCUGAUAUACAUAUUUCUCUUUCUCACAACUCUUUCCUCGUAUCCCUUAAUGAGGAAAAAAAAGAAGAAAACUGGGAGCAUAUCUGAACUUCCUCCUGGUUCAAUGGGGUGGCCUUACAUAGGAGAUACCCUCCAACUCUACUCUCAAGACCCAAACAUAUUCUUUGCUAAGAAGCAAAACAGAUAUGGAGAAAUAUUCAAAACCCACAUACUUGGCUGUCCUAGCGUCAUGCUGGCUAGCCCUGAGGCGGCGCGAUUUGUGCUAGUGACUCAUGCUCAUUUGUUCAAGCCCACGUACCCCAAAAGCAAAGAGAGGAUGAUUGGCCCUUCCGCACUCUUCUUUCACCAAGGAAACUACCACGCUCACCUUAGGAAGUUGGUUCAAAGUUCUUUAUCCCCCGAGACAAUCCGGAAACUAGUUCCUGAUAUCGAAGUCAUAGCCAUUUCUGCCUUGGAGUCGUGGGCAGGGGGGCAAGUGAUCAUUAAUACGUUUCACGAGCUGAAGAAGUUCUCUUUCGAUGUCGGCAUUCUUUCUAUCUUUGGUCAGUUAGAAGGCAAAUAUAGAGAAAAGUUGGGGGAGAACUACUGCAUAGUUGAUAAGGGCUACAAUUCUUUUCCAACAAAAAUGCCUGGUACUGCAUAUGCGAAAGCACUCUCGGCAAGGAAAAGGCUUAGUCAGAUUGUAAGCAAGAUAAUUUGUGAAAGAGAGGAGAAAAAACUGCUGGAGAAGGAUCUCUUGGGUUAUUUGAUGAACUUCAAAGAUCAAAAGGGGCAAAGUUUAACUAGGGAUCAAAUCGCUGAUAAUAUCAUCGGAGUGUUGUUUGCAGCUCAGGACACAACAGCUAGUAUCCUAACAUGGAUUCUCAAGUACCUCCAUGAUGACCAGGAACUUCUCGAAGCUGUAAAGGCCGAGCAAAAUGCAAUAUAUGGAGAGAAUGAUGGAGGGAAGAGGCCCUUGACAUGGGCUCAGACUAGGAGUAUGCCACUUACAUAUAGGGUUAUCCAAGAGAGCUUGAGGAUGGCAAGCAUCGUAUCAUUUACCUUUAGGGAAGCGGUGGUUGAUGUAGAGUACAAGGGAUAUCUCAUACCAAAGGGUUGGAAAGUACUGCCACUGUUCAGGAAUAUUCAUCACAACCCAGAAUAUUUCCCAGAUCCUCAUAAGUUUGAUGCCUCUAGAUUUGAGGUUGCUCCAAAACCCCAUACUUUCAUGCCAUUUGGCAACGGAGAGCACGCUUGUCCCGGCAAUGAGCUUGCCAAGCUAGAGAUGUUCGUUUUGAUCCACCAUCUAGUAACCAGGUUCAGGUGGGAGGUGGUGGGAUCUCAAAGUGGGAUUCAGUAUGGCCCAUUCCCUAUUCCCAUGAAUGGACUCCCAGCCAUAUUUUGGAAACAACCCAGCAGUCCCAAACAAGAUGCCUUGCUUUCACAUGAGGCCUAAUCCCACCCAAAAGCCUUCUGUUUCAUAUGUAACGGGGUUUCUAUCUAAUCUAUCUUAUUCCUCAUGUUACCAAUUAUCUGGUAACUUGACUUUGACUAGUGCAAUAAACAGAGAGAUCAGAGUUAGAGAGAGAGAGAGAGAGAGAGAGAGAGAGAGAAUUUGAAUGGGAAAGAUUUUUUUCCCCAGUUAUCUAUGAUAUCUAAUAUUGUAAUUUUAAGAGCACGAAGUACUGAAUCUUGUCUAA